CCCACACAGGCCCUCGGUUCGGCAGUUGGUUAAAAUGCGUGGUUGUCAACAAGUCUUGCGCGUCCUCCGCGCCCCCAUGCGCUUCGUGGCCGCGCCCAAGGCCGUCCGCUCGCUCGCCUUCCGCAGCCAGGUCGCGCGCAUGUCGACGAUCUACAAGGGCCAGACCCCCUUCGAGGACAUUAACCGCCACCACAGCGACGCCGAGAUCCGCAUCGCCCAGGUGCCCGUCAUCGAGGUUGACGGCGACACGGCCGUGUGCGACGGCGGUGGUGGUGCCCUCGGCCACCCGCUCGAGUACAUCGCCCUCGACAUUGUGUCCCACGAACCCCAGGCGUGCAAGUACUGUGGUCUUCGCUUCAAGAAGCACCACCACCAUUAAUCGUCUUAUCCUGCCGGUCGUAACUACCCAAUGUACUAGUACUACGUUGGCUCGGUCA
Molecule: messenger RNA, 437 nt
Organism: Saprolegnia diclina VS20
Lineage: Eukaryota; Oomycota; Saprolegniomycetes; Saprolegniales; Saprolegniaceae
Exons: 2
Coding region: 35-379 (114 amino acids)
Biological process (GO): mitochondrial electron transport, NADH to ubiquinone
Source: RefSeq, a predicted model, not a curated record